This is a messenger RNA of Gopherus evgoodei (Goodes thornscrub tortoise), 1404 nucleotides long. RefSeq names its product activin A receptor type 1C (gene ACVR1C). NCBI's taxonomy places the organism in Eukaryota, Metazoa, Chordata, Testudines, Testudinidae. Gene Ontology annotation, cellular component: activin receptor complex; plasma membrane. Gene Ontology annotation, biological process: protein phosphorylation; cellular response to growth factor stimulus; activin receptor signaling pathway. Gene Ontology annotation, molecular function: activin receptor activity, type I; ATP binding. The record is from RefSeq and is a predicted model, not a curated record. The transcript has 8 exons. Bases 16 to 1347 code for a protein of 443 amino acids.
UGUUGGGCUUCAGUCAUGCUAACUAAUGGCAAAGAAGAGGUGAUAAAGUCAUGUGUAUCCCAACUAGAACUGAAUGCUCAAGUCUUCUGUCACAGUUCUAAAAACAUUACAAAAACAGAAUGCUGCUACACCGACUUCUGCAACAAUAUAACACUCCACCUGCCUAUAGAAUCUUCAAGCAGACCAAACCUGGGACCUGUGGUGUUGACAGUGAUCGCUACUGUGCCAAUUUGUAUCUUGUCUAUAGCUGUAAUGCUGAUUGUAUAUACAUGUCAAGGCCAUCAUUGUACAUUCAGAAAGAAGAAGCGACAAAAUAUUGAAGAACCUCUAUCUGAGUGCAACCUUGUAAACUCUGGAAAAACUCUCAAAGAUCUUAUUUAUGAUAUGACAACAUCUGGGUCUGGAUCUGGUUUACCUCUAUUGGUCCAAAGAACAAUUGCAAGAACAAUUGUUCUUCAAGAAAUAGUAGGAAAAGGCCGAUUUGGUGAAGUCUGGCGUGGAAAAUGGUGUGGGGAAGAUGUAGCUGUGAAAAUCUUCUCCUCGAGGGAUGAAAGGUCUUGGUUUCGUGAGGCAGAAAUCUAUCAGACAGUUAUGCUGAGACAUGAAAACAUCCUGGGUUUCAUUGCUGCUGAUAACAAGGAUAAUGGAACUUGGACUCAACUGUGGCUUGUAUCUGAAUACCACGAGCAAGGCUCCUUAUUUGACCAUUUGAACAAAAAUGCUGUGACCAUUGAUAGUCUGAUCAAGCUGGCACUUUCAAUAGCUAGUGGUCUAGCACACCUUCAUAUGGAGAUUGUUGGUACACAAGGCAAACCAGCUAUUGCACACAGAGAUCUGAAAUCUAAGAACAUCUUAGUGAAAAAAAAUGAAACCUGUGCCAUUGCAGAUUUAGGACUUGCUGUGAGACAUGAUGCUGUAUUGAACACAAUUGACAUACCUCAGAAUCCUAGAGUGGGAACAAAGAGGUACAUGGCUCCUGAAAUACUUGAUGAUGUAAUGAACAUGAGCAUCUUUGAGUCCUUCAAACGUGCAGACAUAUACUCUCUUGGUCUGGUGUACUGGGAGAUAUCACGAAGAUGCUCAAUUGGAGGAAUCAUUGAGGAGUACCAGUUGCCUUACUAUGAUGUUGUGCCUUCGGAUCCCUCAGUAGAAGAUAUGAGAAGGGUAGUUUGUGAACAGAAACUUAGACCAAAUAUCCCAAACCAGUGGCAAAGUUGUGAGGCACUCCGAAUCAUGGGUAGAAUAAUGCGUGAGUGCUGGUAUGCUAAUGGGGCAGCUCGACUGACUGCGCUCCGCAUUAAGAAGACCAUUUCACAGCUCUGUGUACAUGAAGAUUCCAAAGCCUAAAUGGGUGAUUUGGGGGAAGGAGGAAGGAAUCAUUCUCCAUCUUUUUACAUGUGAUUU